AUGAUGCAUGCACAGCUAGAGAAGAGCACAGACGGUAACAGCAACGAAAUCCACAAUGCGGACAUUUUAUCGAAGGAAGAAAAAUCUCUACUUUUCAAAUCGUUGUUAGACUCGGUUUUCACAAAAAAUUCCAACUCCGAUGCCACAACGAGAUCCAGAUCCACAGUCGAUGUGUCCCAGCUGAACAUCGACGAAGAAAAGGUGUUGAUAAUUACUUCCUGGUUCAACAAUGGCCAGAAGCAACAGACCCUGCUACAGCAACAAACUGCCCUACCGCGUGCGGUUUUCAGUACGUACCUAGCAAGAGACUACACCAAGACUCUGUGGGAGGUUUUCCGCCUUCUUGAGAAGAGGUGCUUGAAGAAGUACUUAUACCAGCUACGACCCGAAAUCUCCUUCUAUAUCUGUGUGCAGCCGAACGACGUUAGCAACACGCUUCCUGUUUCCUCCCUGGACAUCGACGUGCUCUCCUGCUCCACCUGCGGCUGCUUCUCCGCCCUUGAACAAUGCUGCUGUCACCUUCUGCUGCUCUAUCUUCAUCUGCGCCACCAUAUUGCUGUGCAAGAGGUGGUGCUCUGGAGUGAAUCUGACUGGCUCCUUCUGCAGGGCCGAUCGGCUCAGGAAUAG
Pichia membranifaciens NRRL Y-2026 is the source of this 627-nucleotide messenger RNA. RefSeq lists its product as hypothetical. The record is from RefSeq and is a predicted model, not a curated record. NCBI's taxonomy places the organism in Eukaryota, Fungi, Ascomycota, Pichiomycetes, Pichiales, Pichiaceae. The coding region runs from base 1 to 627 and encodes 208 amino acids. The transcript has a single exon.